Penicillium taxi is the source of this 192-nucleotide messenger RNA. RefSeq lists its product as uncharacterized. The coding region runs from base 1 to 192 and encodes 63 amino acids. Lineage: Eukaryota; Fungi; Ascomycota; Eurotiomycetes; Eurotiales; Aspergillaceae. The record is from RefSeq and is a predicted model, not a curated record. The transcript has 2 exons.
AUGUCCACUGAAUCCCCCGAAUCCUCUCAGAAUGACAAUCAGACCAAAGCUUGGGAGAAAGCUGAGCGGAGAAUGGUCCACAAAAGUGCCAGCCAAUACUAUGACCCCUGCCAAGAUUUCGCAGAUCGGAGUCUCAAAUGCAUGAAGCGCAAUGCCUUCGAUCGUGAAAUGUGCCAUGACUACUUCCAGUAA